This is a messenger RNA of Purpureocillium lilacinum, 465 nucleotides long. RefSeq lists its product as uncharacterized. The record is from RefSeq and is a predicted model, not a curated record. Lineage: Eukaryota; Fungi; Ascomycota; Sordariomycetes; Hypocreales; Ophiocordycipitaceae.
AUGCAACUCCCAGCCGUUUUCCGCUUUGUCGCCACGGUCUUGGCCGUCGGUGCCUCCGCCGAAUUGCAUGAGCGCGAUGUCUACGUCCGUCACAUCGCCCCAGGGCAACUGAAGCGCCUCGACCAUUACCGCGCCGAAAAUGCCCGUUCCCUCACAGCCGAGCAGGUCGACGUGCUGGAGCGCGUGAAGCGCAUUGUCAGCGACCACGCGACACACGAUGUGGUCGCCGCGCGCGAGGCUUGCAACGCCGCGUUCGGGCAUCAAGAGUGUCGCAACGUCCUCAGCGGGCGGUCGGAGAGCGCCAACAAGGGGCUCCUGGGAAGGAGGGCUCCGGACUGUGAGUGUGCGGACCAGGAUCCUUACUGCGAUGACCCGCACAUUUGCAAGUACAAGCUCUCCAACUGCAACUUCCAGAAGGGCUGUGGGCUUGGUGGCCUCUAUGUGUGCAAUGGCUUGUGUGAGUAA